AUGAAGCAACAGAGCAGGACGCUGCCAAGGUGUCGUCCUUCGCAGGCACCACCACCGGUGCCGAACAAGUAUGCACCAUCGAACAGAUCUGUAGACGUACAUCGACUGAAGGACGAGAUCGACAAGCUGUCUCAGCAGUUACUGAUGGUGAAAGCACAGCUUCAUACGCGAAUUAGCGAUGAAAGUAAGGAAGACGCAAACACUACAAGCAGGUCUGAGCAGAGCACUUUGGAUUCACGUUUAUCAACAGUUUUAUGUUCUCCAUUCGAUACCGAUUGUUCUCUCACUCCACAACCUACACUAACACCACUUCCAGAAAGUAAAAAUACGUUUAUUUUCUUUAGCUGUGUUAUUCUAAAAACUCAAAAUCUCAGGUGCGGCCAAAAACCCGCUAUCGCUUUGCUCCUCUGCCUGCUCCAUCACACCAACUUCGAAGGCAAAAAGGUAAAACGUGAAAUUUUUUUGAUUCAAAAGUCUCGCACCAAAUUUUCAAAAAAAUUUAGAAUCUCAUGCCUUGUGAAGUUGUUUGAUAAUUAUAAUAGUUAGGA
Cylicostephanus goldi is the source of this 548-nucleotide messenger RNA. NCBI's taxonomy places the organism in Eukaryota, Metazoa, Nematoda, Chromadorea, Rhabditida, Strongylidae. The record is from the annotation of a GenBank genome assembly.